Molecule: messenger RNA, 1110 nt
Organism: Physella acuta
Lineage: Eukaryota; Metazoa; Mollusca; Gastropoda; Physidae
Product: toll-like receptor 8
Biological process (GO): signal transduction
Cellular component (GO): plasma membrane
Molecular function (GO): protein binding; signaling receptor activity
Source: RefSeq, a predicted model, not a curated record
AUGGCAACAUCUUUUUUAGAUUAUAUGUCGUCUGUUGAAAAUUUAGGGAUUGCUAACUGCCACUUUAAUCUCAACUACUUCCAAACAAAUAGUUACAGGUUGUUACAGAAUCUAAACAAUUUGAAACGGAUUGACUUGUCCUUAAACUCUUUAAGAUAUCUUUCUAAAGAUACUUUCGCCCACAAUCCAGAGUUGAUAGAAAUUUAUUUAGCCACAAACAGAUUUACUGAAGUUCCGUUUGACCUGACACAUACACCAAAUCUAAAACUUCUGGAUCUCAGUGAGAACACCAUCACAACACUAGAUGAGAAGGUAACGAACCAACUGGAUAAACUUGCAGCUAGAUUCAAGGAAUUCAGUUUGAGGCUGGCCGGCAAUGUUUUCUCUUGUGGAUGUGGAAAUUUCCGUUUUGUGAAGUGGCUUUUAACAACACACGUGACCAUAGACCUCAGCUCAAACUUGACGUGUGUUGACGAGUCUGGCCUGUUCGUGCGUCUAGACACAGACCUCAAUUUGGAGACGUUUUGGCGUCAGUGCUGGGGAAAGGAAUCUCUUUUUGUUUCUGUCGUUAUUUUUUGCUUGAUUAUAAUCAGCUUCGUUGUGUCUUUUGUUUUUAUGAGGUUUAAAUUGUACAUUAUGUCUAAAAUAGCUCUGCUGCUUGGUACAGUUACACUUCAACGUAUAACGGAUUUUCCCAUUAACGUGUUCAUAAGUUCAUAUGAGGGAGACAGAUUUGCUGUUGAUGAGCUACAAGAUUUUUUAAAGAACCGACUAAGACUGUCUACGGUUAAGACAGCCCGUGAAUUCACACCUGGACAUCCAACAUUUGAAGGUUAUGGUAUGAUGAGUGAAAGCUGGCGCAUUAUCCUUGUUAUCAGCGAGGACUUUAUGGAUGACGCGUGUUUUCAGUUAAUCUGUAACAUGGCUCUCUGCACCGUGUCCCCAGCUAACCCAGGCCGUGUUAUUCUACUGGUGGAGGAGAGGCUCCUCUCAAGGCUACCUGUUGAUCUGGUUGGUGCCGUAGCUGAAGAAAAUAUUCUACCUGUCUCCAGGUGGGAGUUGAACUAUGAACUUCAGGAAAAUUUAAAGACAAGGAUUAUUGUUUAUUGA